Emys orbicularis (European pond turtle) is the source of this 2110-nucleotide messenger RNA. RefSeq names its product zinc finger protein 253-like. The coding region runs from base 139 to 1296 and encodes 385 amino acids. Lineage: Eukaryota; Metazoa; Chordata; Testudines; Emydidae. The transcript is spliced from 2 exons. The record is from RefSeq and is a predicted model, not a curated record.
GGGCUGAAGGGAGCUGUGCUGGAGGCAGGGAAGGUUGUGAUUGGAGUUGAGAACUAGAUGAGCCAAUCAUGAAGGACUAUGACCAUGGUAUGCUUACAUCCACAAUAAGCCAUAUAUAAGCCCUGUGUAUGACACCAUAUGAUGGAGGUGGUCUGGGAGUCCGAUAAUGACACUUGUGACACAGGUGAGGAGCAUUCAGAUGAUUCCAGUCAUUCCUCUGAGCAGGUGGGUCGCAAAUCUAGCCUCCAGCUGGAGGUAGACUUAGACUACUCUCAACCGUGCAGUCCUGGUUGUAGCCCUGCUGGACCUUCAGGUAGGCAAGAACUCCCUGUAGAAUUGCAGUGUGAAGAUGAGGAAACCUAUGAGACCUACUACCAGAAGCGAGGCGAGACUACAGCUGGGGUCUUUGUCACCUCCAACACCAAUUUUGACCUGCAAUGUGAAAAUGAGGAUCUGGAGUUCUACUCCUCUGAGGAACCUCAGGGAGGGUUAAGUGAGGAUGAUGAAAACAUCAUUCUUGUUGAUGCUUUUGAUGAGGAGGACCUGGAGCCCAUCACUGGAGAAGCUUUGUCUUAUAGGUGCAAGAAGUGUGGUGCCUCUUUCCAGGAUCUGGGUGAAUUACAAGAACACAAACAGAUCCACCUGACAGAGAAUUCAUACCAAUGCCCCAUCUGCGGCAAAGAGUUCUUCCAUGCUGCGAACUUGCGAAUGCACAAGCUCAUUCAUUCUAGUGACAGGCCACACAAGUGUCCGGAGUGUGACAAGGGGUUCAUCCGUACAGCUGAUGUUUGGAGGCACCUACGCAAUGUGCACAAGAUUGAGCGUUCCAAGGGAGUUUUGGGAAAUGGUAUGGUUAGCAACCGGGGGUCAACAUUACACCAAAACAAGCAUGGCCAUGGGGACUCUGACCAGCAGUGUUCAGAAAAUAAAAAGCCCGCGGGAGAAGAGUCUAAACCUUACAUCUGUCCAGUGUGUGGCAAAGGUUUCCGUAAACCUAAUCUGCUGUCCAGACACAAGGUGAUCCACCGACAGGAUAAACCACAUAAAUGUCAAGAAUGUGGGAAGUCCUUUGUUGAGCGGCUCAAGUUGAAAAGGCACCAGCAGAUUCACUCUGGAGAGCGCCCUUUCUACUGUGAGGAAUGUGGAAGGACUUUUACACAGCUGGUAACACUACAGUGCCAUCAGCGGAUCCAUACUGGAGAAAAACCGUAUUCUUGUGCUUACUGUGGUCGUCGCUUCACAGUAUCUGCCACUCUAAGGAAGCAUGAGCGCACGCAUAAAGUGGACAAAUCGUAGUAUUUAGGGCUCCAUGGUUGUGGUCACCAUUGUUUCCUGUUACCUGAAUGAGACCUGCUCAAGACUGCUAGAGAAACUACCCCAGCCUACACACACAGGUCAGUCCACAGCCCCCUUCUCCAACGAUGGCCAGCAUAACUCUAAUAAGAAAACAUUGCCUCAUGAGGAACUCCAUGAUCUCCACAAGUAGUCUGUGUUAACCGGCCCUGCACCUGUUCGCUGGAGUUACAAGAGGGGAGAGCUCAAUUUCCAUUAAAUAAUGAGGUCAGCGAAGUCAAAGGAUAUCCAUCUGUACCUUGAUAUAACGCUGUCCUCGGGAGCCAAAAAAUCUUACCGCGUUAUAGGUGAAACCGCAUUAUAUUGAACUUGCUUUGAUUCACCGGAGUGCGCAGCCCCGCCCCCCUGGAGUACUGCUUUACCGCGUUAUAUCCAAAUUCGUGUUAUAUCGGGUCGCGUUAUAUCGAGGUAGCGGUGUAUAUGGAAGUGGAGUUCCUGGAAAGUACUGGGCAUUGUCAUAACUAGCUGGACUUUUCUGCGGGUGCAUCGAGUUGAGCUUUUCUCUAGGACUGAUGGGUUAAAUGGAGCCCUUCUGCAGUCACAGACUCUGAACUGAUUGUGACUGCUCUCCAGCACUUGAUUUGAAGAUGUCAUUUUUUGCCUAUACUAGGACUGCACAGUCCAUUUAAUCAGAGCUGGCCCAUCCAUACCUUCUCUCUGUUCAUUCUGUCAUGUUUUCUAAUGAAGUAUCUUUAUUUUGAAGAGAGGGAUCAUGUUGGUUGUAAAAAUCCAGGACUUUAAUAAACUAGAUAAUUAA